Messenger RNA from Helianthus annuus (common sunflower), 669 nucleotides. RefSeq lists its product as uncharacterized. NCBI's taxonomy places the organism in Eukaryota, Viridiplantae, Streptophyta, Magnoliopsida, Asterales, Asteraceae. The record is from RefSeq and is a predicted model, not a curated record. The transcript is spliced from 4 exons. Bases 52 to 669 code for a protein of 205 amino acids.
CUGGUUAUACACAUCAACUCUCAAAAACAAAAUUCAUCACACAAAUAGAAAAUGCAGGCCUUUCAUCUUCAUUUUAAACAUAAACCUGAUCCAUCCCACACCCACUCUCUCUCGUUUCUUCUCCGGCGAGACCACCGGCGGAGCCGGCGCCAGUAUGUCGACCAGCUGCGCCCCCCCCCCUUUCUUCAUCUCUUUCUCGUUCUCCUGUCCGACCUCCGGUCGUUCUUCUCCGACCACUUACGCACACACCCCUCUGAAAUCGAAGAGAGAGAGAGAGAGAGAGAGCGAGAGAGUGAGGUGAGAGAGAGAGAAGGAACCUACCAGCGGCGACAGCGGAGCCGGCGACGGCAAGAACGGAGGCGACGGCCAGGGGGAACAGCGACGGUGACGGUGCUCCGGUCGGUUUGUUCUCAGUCCGGUUCUAGACAGCGGAACCGACGCACGGCGGCUGCCAGCGUCGGCAGUGAUGAUGGUGAACGGUGCGGAUUCGGCUCGGGUUCAAUCGACACUAGGUCAUCUUGGCCACCUCGGUUCCGACAUGGUCAACUCAGCUUCAGUUCGGUCAACAGUAGUCAAGCUGGUCAAACUUGGUCAAACAAUAAACACGGGACUCGGGCGACCUCGGUGUUCCAUCCUACUAAUCUCUUACGCUCGUCAACACUUGGAUAA